UGCUGAGGUGGGGUGACAUUUAAAUCACUAAGCGGCGGCGUUUAAUCUGUUUUUCACACUUUUCCACACAUAAACGCGCCUUUUAGGCUGCAUUAAUUUAUAAAAAUGUCAUCGAUAGACCGAUUGGACGUUUUACGAGAGCGUAACAAAGAUUUAUUGAUCCAGUUGAAGCAGCAGAGAGAGAAGCUGCAGCGUCUGGGCGGCUGCUGCAGUCCGAGCCGCAAGAGGGAGAGAGAGGCCGAAGAGGUGUGGACCCUGACCGGCGGGGACCGAGUGCCAGCUAGGGCCGCCCUCACUACAUCCACUGGGAGGUUUGAAGAUGCAUGUGAGAGAGAAACAGAUACCCAGGAAACUAUUUCAACACCACAUUUGACCUUCAAGCACAGAGGAGGAACUGCUGAACGUACAGCAGAGAUUUCAUCACGGAGAGACUGCGACAGAUACACCCGAGUCCAUGAUGGGCUACAAGAAACAAGGCCAUUUAGCACUAAGUCCUGCUUAGUACAUCAUGGCAAAGAACAGAGGGAGGCACGGAGUCGAGUAACAUUUCAGUCUGAUGAAUGUGAAGAGAUACCUGCUUUAGAAAGACAUCAUUUGCAGCCUUUACUUGGAUAUGAUUGGAUAGCAGGAGUCCUGGAUGUGGAAGACUCUUUGAUAGAGCACUCUGAUGAGUUCUUCAGUGACCUUUGUGCAUUUCGAUCACUCAAUAAAGACGAGUGCGUCCACACCCAACAAGCGGAAUUUUCUGAGGAGAACCAUUCAGACCUGCCAUUGUUAACAGACAAGGACGGCCCGGAGGCCAACAAGGACACUCAUAAGUGUACGUUCUCUUACAGGAUUAACAGCAGACUGUUCCCCGUUCCGCUUCACUCUGAAGAGUGCUGUCCUGUGUGUAAAAAGCAUAAAACCUCCCAACCUCAUACUACUGCUGACCCAGCUCUCAUCAGGGUUAGCAUCCCUCGUUCCACCCUCUUGCCACCUUACAAGUACAAAGCUCACCGGCGAUGCAGCUUUGAUCCUUCUGAUAGUUUGGGGUUACCAUCGCACUGUCUCUCAGGCUGGUCGAACACAGGUCAGAGCACGCUGUCACCACCCAGUAGCCUUGAUCUGCGGAGCAGUCUGAAUAUGCAGAGCUCCACAGGGCCGCACAACAAGGACCUGGAGGAUCUCUCUUUGUCCAGAGUGUCACGAAACCAGCACAGCUCUGACCAGAUCUCAGAUGUGUCUCGCUUGGCUCGUCACAACUUUCAGCACUCCUCAACCCGAAGAAAACUAGGAAGCACAUCUUACCCUGCGUGCUGACAAACCAUCAAAAUCUAUUUUUAUGAUUUUUGCAAAAAAAAAAAAAACGCUGUGUCCUGCAGCGCCCAAAAUAAUUCCCCAUUUUUAUGUUUAUGUUUUAAUUCUUUUGUAUUUCUUUUUUGUACAAGUUCUAUCUGAAUAAUGCUUUUUCUAUAAUGUCUAAAUAUGUUUUCCUAAGUUAGACUUUUCAAUAUGAAACAAUGGCCUUUUCAGAUAUGCCUUAUCUUGAAUAGAUUCAUUUGAAAUAUGAGAUCAUUUCUUCUGAAUUCAAUAAAUUGAUUUAAAGAAUAAACAUCAUGUAUGUCCAGUAACAUGGAGCGAUUUACAAGAUAGAGCAGCAAAUAUAAUUUACAUUGUAGUCGUCUUCUUUUUGUUCCCAUUUAAAUUAAUUACAGCCGACAUGUGACAGUCUUGUGAGGCAAAAGAUCACAUUACACCACAGUGGAAAUUGAGGACAUUACCACAUGUCGACCCUUUGACAGCAAAGGUUGAAUAUGUCUUUGUUUUGUAAAU
Molecule: messenger RNA, 1815 nt
Organism: Scomber japonicus (chub mackerel)
Lineage: Eukaryota; Metazoa; Chordata; Actinopteri; Scombriformes; Scombridae
Gene: miip
Product: migration and invasion inhibitory protein
Exons: 9
Coding region: 106-1302 (398 amino acids)
Biological process (GO): negative regulation of G2/M transition of mitotic cell cycle; negative regulation of cell migration
Source: RefSeq, a predicted model, not a curated record